UGACAGGUUGCUCAGGCACACAUAUAAAGUGAGUCCCCGAGCUGCAGGGCAGUCGCUGGCACCUGGCACCAUGUGGCUACUCACGCCUCUCGGCUUUGCUGGAAAGCUGCUGGGCGCCUUCAGGAAGCAGCUGAGCUCUCUUUGGGGCAGCCUGGUCCCCCUGCUCCUCUGGCUCAGGUCAGCAUUCUGGCUGGCAGGGACCGAAGGGGGACAGAGGCAGCAGGGCAGGAAAGAACUCAAGGGCACCCGACAGGAAGAGGAGGCCAGCGAUGAUCAGCCCCUCACUCCCACCAGUGUCAACUACCACUUCACCCGCCAGUGCAACUACAAGUGUGGCUUCUGCUUCCACACAGCCAAGACGUCCUUCGUGCUGCCCCUCGAGGAGGCGAAAAGGGGACUGCUGAUGCUCAGGGAAGCCGGUAUGGAGAAGAUAAACUUUUCCGGCGGAGAGCCUUUCCUUCACGAGCGGGGUGACUACCUGGGCAAGCUGGUGAAGUUUUGCAAAGAGGACCUUGGUCUGCCCAGCGUGAGCAUCGUCAGCAACGGCAGCCUGAUCAGGGAGCGCUGGUUCAAGAGUUACGGUGAAUAUCUGGACAUUCUCGCCAUCUCCUGCGACAGCUUUGAAGAGCAAGUCAAUGUCCUUAUCGGCCGUGGUCAAGGAAACAUCAACCAUGUGGAAAAUCUUCAAAAACUGAGGAAGUGGUGUCGAGAUUAUAAAGUGGCCUUCAAGAUAAAUUCAGUCAUUAAUCGAUUUAAUGUGGAAGAGGAUAUGAGGGAACAUAUUAAAGCACUGAACCCUGUCCGCUGGAAGGUCUUCCAGUGCCUCCUACUCGAGGGCGAGAAUACUGGAGAAGACGCCUUGCGGGAAGCAGAACGGUUCCUCAUUAGCGACGAGGAAUUUGAGGACUUCUUAGAGCGCCACAGAGAGGUGUCCUGUUUGGUGCCGGAGUCGAACCAGAAGAUGAAAGACUCCUACCUUAUUCUGGACGAAUACAUGCGCUUCCUGAACUGUACAAAGGGGCGGAAGGAUCCUUCCAAGUCCAUCCUGGAUGUUGGAGUCGAAGAAGCUAUAAAAUUCAGUGGCUUUGAUGAAAACAUGUUUCUGAAGCGGGGAGGAAAGUAUACGUGGAGCAAGGCAGACCUCAAGCUGGACUGGUAAAGGCGGACAGCGGCACAGCCUUGGGCCCACGUGGAGCCCCCGCACAGACUCAGCGCACCGCCGCCCUCGGCUGCCGUGCUGCUGGGUGGCACUUCUCAGGGGUCCCCAAGCUGAUUUUCUGUUGCACUUGACAUCUGAUUCUCUGCGGUAACCGAACACAUCACUUGGAUAAUCAAAUUUCAUAGAUGAUGCAGAACCCAUUAGCUUUAGUUAAUUAGUUUAUUUUGGGAUUGGUUAAUUAGUUUGUUUGGUAUUGGUUUGAGCCUUGUUUACUGUGACACCUGUAUUUCCAUUUUGAAAUAGUUUUUUUCCAGUUCACUCAUAUGAUACUCAAAUCUUUUCUGCUAAAUACCAAAAUGCCAAUUUUCACAUCUGAAAAAAUUGCAAAAUAUCUACCCCGAUCAUUUCUGCUUGUAGUAACGCUUUCCUUUUCUGCCCUUACACCAUUGCAAUCCUGGACUUUCUCCCCAGAAGUUCAGAAAUAGUCAACAGAUAUUUCAAAGGAUAAGAAAUGAUAAUCUUAUCAGUCUUCAGUAAGUACCCAGGACAGUCCAGGCAUGACUGCUCGGGCAUGGCCCCUGGCCCACGCUGACUAUUCCAUGAAUGUUAGCUAUCUCCCUCCCUCUCUUUUCUCUUUUAAGAUUCUUAGCAAAACAAGAUACACUUUUCGUUCCAUGAUGAAGUCGACAAGGGGGUUAGUGCUUGGGCUGCUGUGUGAACCUAGUAUUCAAGCCACAUGAGUCCGUGAAGCAGAAAGAUGCGAGUUGAUGUGAGGGGAUGGUUGUCCCCAUAUCUCUGCACUGCCAUGAGCUGCCCCUGAAAAGCACAGGACGCAGCCUAUGGGAAAGACUGCGAUGAUGAGUGUAGAGUACACUGGGGUUUUAUAUACGUAAAGCUGUGGCACAGUGUAACUUUCUCAGUUAGCUCCGCCUCACUUGAAAUAUGAUAUAAUCUAGGUCAGCAAGACAAGAUCCAGUGCCUUUCUUUUCUGGCCAUGAGAAAGCUCUGCAGGGAAAUUGUGACUUAGACUGGGUCAAGGAACAGAGUCUCCUUCUAGAAAAAUUACAUGCAGUUUGUUUAUGUAACCUAGAUAGUAUCUCAAUGCCUGCAAAAUAAUAAUUUCCUGUCAUUGUUUCAAAAAAAGAAAAAUCAUGGAAAAUUUUUUGCCCAAGCAGAGAAAACAUGUGAGCCAGCACCCAGCUGUCAUCCCCCUGUGCGUCACUAGGAGGCAUCUAAGUGUUGCCUGAUCGCAUGAAACCACCAAGCCUUGCAGGUUUUGAAAGGUUUGUUCCUUGUGAUUAUUUUUCCUCAGAAGAGAUAGUCCUACUUCAAAUUUUAAGUCACUACAAUUCAACUGAAAUGUGUUUCUGUCCCAUUGAGUUGUUAUGCAUUUUUAAAGUUAUAGUUUUACUUUUUAAGAGAAAAAUGAAUUAGAACGUUUUUUUCCCUAUGGAUUUUGAUAGUGUCUAAUCUAUGAUGAUGUUAAUAUAAUCAGGAUAAACACAAAACAAGUUUUUUUUUACUUAACAUGAGUGUAUUUUGCUGAUUUUCACAUUAUUCAAUAAUAGUAAGUUCAGGGGCGGCUGGAGAGUUCAGUUGGUUAGAGCGCAGGCUCAUAACACAAAGGUUGCCAGUUCGAUCCCCACAUGGGCCACUGAGAUGCGCC
This is a messenger RNA of Hipposideros armiger (great roundleaf bat), 2825 nucleotides long. It is a transcript of the gene RSAD2, whose product is annotated as radical S-adenosyl methionine domain containing 2. The record is from RefSeq and is a predicted model, not a curated record. Bases 71 to 1159 code for a protein of 362 amino acids. The transcript is spliced from 6 exons. Gene Ontology annotation, cellular component: endoplasmic reticulum; endoplasmic reticulum membrane; mitochondrion. Lineage: Eukaryota; Metazoa; Chordata; Mammalia; Chiroptera; Hipposideridae. Gene Ontology annotation, biological process: positive regulation of immune response; defense response to virus. Gene Ontology annotation, molecular function: 4 iron, 4 sulfur cluster binding; catalytic activity.